This is a messenger RNA of Mauremys reevesii (Reeves's turtle), 2359 nucleotides long. It is a transcript of the gene FAM133B, whose product is annotated as family with sequence similarity 133 member B. Bases 170 to 970 code for a protein of 266 amino acids. Lineage: Eukaryota; Metazoa; Chordata; Testudines; Geoemydidae. The record is from RefSeq and is a predicted model, not a curated record. The transcript has 12 exons.
GGGCCGGGCGCGGACGGCGGGGCGCUAGCGCUGCGCGCCCUGCAGGUGGCGCCGCGCGCCCGCCGCUGGGGCUGUGGGAAGAGGAACCGAGCUGGGCCUCGCCGCCUCCUGCGCUCGACUUCCCGGCCGGGAGCGCGCGGCGGAGCCGAGGCGUCUGUGCGGCGCCGCCAUGGGGAAGCGGGACAACCGGGUGGCUUAUAUGAAUCCUAUAGCCAUGGCCAGAUCACGAGGUCCUUCCCAGUCUGCAGGGCCAACAAUACAGGACUACCUGAACAGACCAAGGCCUACAUGGGAAGAAGUGAAAGAACAACUAGAAAAGAAAAAGAAAGGAUCAAGGGCAUUGGCUGAGUUUGAAGAAAAGAUGAAUGAGAAUUGGAAGAAAGAACUAGAAAAACACAGGGAGAAAUUAUUAGGUGGAAAUGAGAGCUCCUCCAAGAAGAAAGAGAAAAAGAAAAAGGAAAAGAAGAAAUCAAAUAGGUUGUCUUCAUCUUCCUCUUCUUCAUCAAGCUCUGAUUCUUCCAGCAGUUCAUCUGAUUCUGAUGAUGAGGAUAAGAAACAAGGGAAAAAACGGAGAAAGAAGAAGUAUCGCUCCUUGCGGAAAUCUUCUGAAAGCUCUACUUCUGAUUCUGAAUCAGAUAGCAAGGCCUACCAGAGUAAGAGCAGUGUCUUUGCGUACUGCAGGGCAAGGACAGAAGCAGUUGUACAUAAUGUUCAUGUGAAUUUCCAGGACAGCACAAAAAAGAAAAAAUCAAAGGAAGAACAUGAAAGAGAAAAGGACAACAAAAGUCUUAGUAGGAAAAGGAAGAAAAUUGAUCGUGGGAAUGGACCUUUAUCAUCUGAGUCCUUAUCAGAGUCAGAUCCUACAGAGGAGGUACAAGUGAAAAAGAAAAAAAACAGUGAAGAAAGAGAGAAAGUAACAGCAAGUAUCAUUCCUAUUCUCAUAUAUUUAGAAAGCGUCUUAACUAUGUGAAAAAUUCGCAGGAUAAAACAAAAAAGAGAAAGAAGCACAAGAAACACAGUAAAAAGAAGAAAAAGAAGACAGCUGGUUCAAGUUCAGAUUCAGAAUAACACUUAAAAAUCAAGCCUGUCCCUUCAACAAAAGUGCAAUGACUAAAGGAAACUUCAACUGUGAAAAUUAUCGCAAACUUUACCACACUGCAUGAGUUUUCCAGUGUUUUAGAAAUAUUACUAGACUUUCAAUAGCCAGCCAGGUGCUAAUGUGCCCAAAAAAUCCAUUGUUGUUGCCUGCUGCUUAAUACCUGGGGUACAAUUUUUUUUUUAAUACAGUAGCCAGUGUUAGGAGAUCAUGAGAGAGGGUGGUCCAGCUAAAAUGUAAAAUAUUAGGAAAUAGAGUGCAACUUUUAGAUACUAAAAAUAGUGUUUUAACAAGUUAGUAAUAUAGUCCAAUUUUUAAAUCUGCAAAAAUAAAAUAAAAAAUUCAUCUUGAAGAGGAAUAUAACAUAAGACUAUUGAUACUUGCUGACUACUAAUGCCAUUUGUGAAAUGGGAAUAGAAUAGUAACAAUUUUAAAGGUUACUUUUGUAGAAGUAUUUAUGAUAAUUUUGCCCUUUUUUUCUUUUGGGAGUGUUACCAUUUUGGCUAGCUGAAUUAGGGUGCCUUUGAUCCUUGCAAAAUCUAACUAUUUUUAACAGUACAACAGCUAUAUUUCCUAGGGAGAUCAGAACUGGUAUCAGCAGGUUUUUCCUGAAUAAACAAUUCUGGGCCUCUAGCAUGUACUUCUUCAUUAAGUAAGAGCAGUGACACACUGCAGCAUAACUUGACAUCCAAAAAUUAAAGACUUUACCUCCACUUUAUUGAAAUGAUGCUGAAUACUGUGCUAUUAAUAUGCAUUAUAUCAUUUAAAGUAAUUUUGAGUUUAACUGAACAUUUUUGACAAACACUGGUAGCUUUUUUCCUUUGCAUUGUCAUUGAGAUAUUUAGAAUUAUUUUGUAUGUUUUGUACCAUUUUUAAAUAACGUACAGGUAUUCAGUUGUAACUAGUGAUUUUUUUUUAAUGAAUUAUGUUCCAGGUGUGGAGUUUCAUGUAUGUAUUUACUUUAUUCUUAUAGUAAGUUCAUUUGCUGUGAUAAAAUGCACACUUGCUGAAAAUAUUUAGCAUGUAAAAAGCAGGGUUUUGAUAUCUAACAGCUUCAUAUUGAAGCUGAUUUUACUCUAAGCAAGUUCAGUGGCAGACCUGUUAUGCGGAUGUGUCUUGUUAUAUAAAACUACUGCCAGAAUCUCAGUAAAGAUACUCUUUAAAAAGUUUGUCUUUGUAUUUUUGGACCACCAGACCAUGGAAUAUUGACACAAACAGAUUGAGCUCUUUUACUUGCACCUGCAACUACUUCAGUAACAAAAA